Messenger RNA from Rhizoctonia solani, 348 nucleotides. Its product is annotated as Mitochondrial ribosomal protein L37. Bases 1 to 348 code for a protein of 115 amino acids. Gene Ontology annotation, cellular component: mitochondrial large ribosomal subunit. Gene Ontology annotation, molecular function: structural constituent of ribosome. The record is from RefSeq and is a predicted model, not a curated record. Lineage: Eukaryota; Fungi; Basidiomycota; Agaricomycetes; Cantharellales; Ceratobasidiaceae. The transcript is spliced from 2 exons.
AUGAUAUCUGCACGCAUAGUCUCCCGAACAACUUGUUGCGCAUACAGGCUCAACUGUCAGAUAUUGAAAAUUCGAUUUGCGUCUAGCUCCACGGAAAAAACCACUGCCGCACCCACUUCCACUUCAUCUAAAGCCCCGAUUUCUUCAUGCCCUGCAAAUACGAAUCUCACUGGCCUCGCCUGGCUUAAAGGUCAGCCGCCAGUUUUAGCACUUGAAGACUCCGAGUACCCUGCUUGGCUAUGGACUUUGUUGGAUGAAAAGAAGCCAGGAGAUGGAACGUCGAAACCCGAAAGAAGGAAGCAAAACAGGGACAGGAUAAAACUUCAAAAUUUCAUGAAGAGCCAGUAA